AAGUCGGUGCGCGGCGAUCGCGGUGGCGCGGUGGUUGUGUACCUUCUUGUGAGUUUAGACUGGCGGUGGUGUAAUAUUGAUAAGACGGUCGCUGAUAAUUGUUAUGUGCGCAUCUAUUAUCAAUAUUAUCAUUAAAUUAUUCCAAUCAUUUAAAUUUGAAUUUUUUCGCGGAUAAUUUACGUAACGUCUACGAUUCCCAGUCGCGCGUUGCGGUCGCCGUUUCCGGUGAGUACGGAUUAAAGGUUUUGUUAUCGUCGUCCCGAAUAGUGAUCGGUUCCGUUCGUACGCCGAUGCGGUUUUUCAGUUCUUUGUCUCGGUCUUUGUUUCGUCGCUAUCAUUGCAUUCAUUCACUCGACCGAACUUGACGACGCCGACGCUCGCUUUUCUGUAUCAUUUAUUUUCAUAUGUACUUCUUCAGAUGGUGAACGGAUGUGAAAUGAAUGGGACGGCUGUGACAGACUCGGACGCGACGGUAGGUCCGUCGACGUCGUCCGCCAAGUCCAACAAGCGGCGUGUGCGCGGUACUACCAGCCGUACGGUCACAUUGCAAAUGUUGUUGGAAACGAACAUACUCGAACCGGGCAACUCUGUCCUGUCGCUCGAGUACAUGGUACAUAGAACGGUCUUUGCCAUUUGUCCAUACGUCGAGCAGCAUGCGUUUACUAGUAGUUGAUCUGUGUGGAUUUUACUUUUGUUUUCUUUUGAAUGUGUUUACAACAUUAUACAUCUGACCGCAAUAGCUAGUUUAUGAUUAUACUUGAUUGCACGAGUUUGAAGUUGAAGAUGGCACAGCGAUUAUACAUAAUAAAUAAUAAUUAUGUAUUUUUCGUUUAUGUUCCCUAUUGUGCUCAUCAAUAAUUUUUAUUUUGUUUUUAUUUUUGAGUUUAUUAAUGCUGUGUGAGUAAAGUAAACUAUCAAACGGAUUGAAUAUUUUUAUUCCUGUUUUGAAAUUGUGUUGAAAAGUAUUAUUAUUUAAGGAUAUAUUAAAACAAGAAGUUUAAUAUAAAUGGCCAACGAUUUAUGGGAGAUUUAUUACCAGACGGUAAAAUUCGAUCAGUUGAGACAUUAAAUGAAUUUGCAUCUCCUAGUGCAUGGGCCUAUAACUGUAAAAGUGUAAUUAACAAAAUAAAAAAAGCUGGUUGUGGUUGGUCAUCAAUUCGAUAUAAAGGUAAGAAAUUGGAUGCAUAUAAACAUGCAUAUUUUAGAAAAAGAGAAUCUUCAAGUAUAGAGCACAAUAUAGUUCCAGUGGAAGAUAUUGAAUCUGAUGUCACAUAUGCAAUCCAAAAUGAAGUUUUACCAUUGACUUCACCAGUUGAGUCACCUGUUGCAAAAGAACCUAUUAAAUUUAGUGAAAUUCGUUCGAGAUCUAGUAAUCAAAAUCUAGAUACAUUAGUAGAAUGUACGGAUUGGUCUUACAUUAAUAAAGUGCAACCAUUCCAUGUUAAUAUAUCAGCAAAUGCAAAAUUAUUAUUAGAUUUUCAUUGUCAUUUGAUGAGUUCAGAAGUUGUUGGAUAUCUUGCUGGAAAUUGGGAUUUUUCAACACAAACACUGACUGUAAAAAAUGCAUACCCAUUCAGAAGUCGUCUACAUGAUGCAGAACUCACUUCAUUGAUUGAAGAAGAAAUAAGAAACACAUUUACAGCCAAAAACAUGGUUUUAGUUGGAUGGUAUCAUUCACAUCCUGAAACAAUUGCUACUCCUACAUUAAGAGAUAUUGAAGCCCAACUGGAUUAUGAAGUACAAAUAAAAGGACCUACCGUUGAAUCAUAUAUCCCGUGUGUUGGAAUCAUUUGUUCACCUUAUGAUAAAGACAAAUCGACCCUUGAUUCAACUAUCACGUGUUAUUGGGUACUUCCAUCGUUUGAAAAUGAAAUACACGAUUAUGGACGUCCAAUGAACAUGCAUUUUACUACUAAACCAGAGAAAUCAUUAUCACUAGAUAUUGUUAUGGCAUUGAAAAAGUGUGUUGAUUUUAAUAAAUAUGAUCCGGACAUAAUUAAUUUUAAAGAUAAAUAUAAAAACAAUGUUACUUAUUUAGAAAAAUUAAAGAUUUCGUUGAUGGACAAAUUUCCAAAAGAUGAUACAAUACACAGAUUUCUAUGGAAUUUCUUAAGUGAAAUAGUUUGUAUUGGUAGUUCAGGCGAUACUGCCAAAAACAAUUUGCAAAAUUUGAUUGCUGUAAUCUCAUCUCGCCAACUUUUGCUGUCAACAUCAAGUUUUCAGACAUCAAAUCCUUUAAUUGAACAUUUAGAGUCUUAUUUGCAGUCAUGUAAUGCCAACAAGUUGACAUUAGAAGAUGUUCCUACAACUAGUGAUUGUUCAAAUAUAACCUCAGCGAGUAUUGCUAGUUCUCUAUUUAAUGAUUUAGACUUUUCUAAAGCAAUGUCUCUGAUAGGGCUCUCUCCAUCACGGUAUCAAACAGAUCCUUUAAAAUAGGUUUACAACCUUAAUAGUUUUAAAUUUUUAAUUUCAUUUUUGUAGUAAUUUAUUAAAUAUUACUAAUAUUAGAAAUAUCUAUCUAUCUAUCUAUAAUCAUUAUGUAUUAAUUAAAAAUAAAUACUUUUAAACUAACUUAAUAUCAGUAUUAUAGGUACAUAAAUGUUCGAUUAAGAAAACAAUUUUAUUUUGUAAAUCAAUAUCGAAACAUGUACUGUAUGGUAUUAUAUAAAAAUUUGUUUUUUUAACAUUGUAUCCUAUAUCUAAGUAUAAUUUAACUAUUAUAACAUUGUUUUUCUUGGAAAUUCAAAAUUUGAAAAAUUGUAUUCUGUUGAAAUACAGUAAAAAUUGGUUUUAAGAAUAAGUUAUUACAUAGUUAUUAAUUAUUAGAUAUUUUUUUUUCAAAAUUAUGAUUAUGAAAGACCUACAUUUUUCUACCAUGCCAAUGUUUUUUUUUUUUUGUUAUAACCAGAAAUUUAUGACAAAUAAUUUUGUUAUUAAUUUGUUAUAAAAAAUGAUCCUAAUAUACAAUAUAAUUUUAUUAAAACAAAAAUAUACAAUGAUUGAUUAACAGCCAAUAUUUAUUAUUAUUAUUAUUUUUAAUGUUGAUUAUUUCAAAAUAA
Aphis gossypii (cotton aphid) is the source of this 3059-nucleotide messenger RNA. Its product is annotated as MPN domain-containing protein. Gene Ontology annotation, molecular function: polyubiquitin modification-dependent protein binding; metallopeptidase activity. The record is from RefSeq and is a predicted model, not a curated record. Gene Ontology annotation, biological process: double-strand break repair. Gene Ontology annotation, cellular component: BRISC complex; BRCA1-A complex. Lineage: Eukaryota; Metazoa; Arthropoda; Insecta; Hemiptera; Aphididae. Bases 1021 to 2436 code for a protein of 471 amino acids. The transcript has 10 exons.